AUGACGACGAGAACGGCGCGCUGCUGGCAAGGCAGUGCAGGCACGUUCCAUCCUCUUUCAUUCUGCGGGGGCCAGCGUGUUUACGCGGACAUCUCCAUUCGAUCUCGACUUUUCUGCCCGAGCGUCUCUCAAGAAAGGAAAUUCUCGGGAACUCAACGGAAGAGGCAAGGCCCCGCUGCAUUGAUACUGUUUAACCAUGUCUUGUUCCCUGCUCGGGAAUCUUCUUCUGCUAGAAAGUCUCCGCCAACGGUCAGAUGGUUCUCGAGCUCUCGCAACUCUCUGAACAGCAACCAGCAGGACCAGGAGAUGCGCGCUCAAAAGGGGAACGGCUCCCAUCGAGCGUUCAUCGCUCUUGGGAGCAAUAUGGGAGACCGCAUUGGAAUGAUCGAGCGCGCGUGUCUGGAGAUGGAAAGAGCAGGGAUCAAGAUCAAGAGAACAAGCUCCCUCUUUGAAACCGCGCCAAUGUACGUCCUUGAUCAGGAGCCUUUCAUCAAUGGAGCCUGCGAGAUUGAGACCACCAUGGACCCGAUUCAGUUGCUGGACACCCUGCAGUCCAUCGAGAAGGGACUGGGACGACAAAAGACGAUCGACAAGGGACCGCGGGUUAUCGAUCUCGAUAUUCUCCUGUACGAUAACGAGAUCGUGUCUCACCCCCGUCUCAAUAUCCCGCAUAAAUUGAUGCUGGAGCGAGAAUUUGUGCUCCGGCCUCUUUGCCAGUUAAUUCCUCAUGAACGAUCGCCCUUGCCAGGCAUGAAUCUGACCUUUCUCUCUCAGCUCAAGUCGUUGCCACCACCGGAGACGCCGCCAGUCGUCACGACUCCAAUCGCACCUUUCCUCCCUCCAUUGACCCCGUCGGACCCUAAGCGCCGUACCCAUGUAAUGGCCAUCUUGAACGUCACGCCAGACUCCUUUUCCGACGGCGGGCAGCACUACUACUCCCCCGAUGACUUUUCCCGCCUCACGGCAACGGUCCGCAACUUCAUCUCCGCGGGCGCAACCAUCAUCGACAUCGGCGGUGAGAGCACUCGUCCCAACUCGGUUCCAGUGACGGAGGAGGAAGAGCUCGCCCGCGUCAUCCCCGUCAUCAGACAUAUCCGCACCUCGAUCCCCGAGGCCGCCAACGUUGCCAUCAGCAUCGACACGUACCACGCGCGCGUCGCGGCCGAGGCCUGCGCUGCAGGCGCAGACAUCAUCAACGACGUGUCGGCCGGCACGCUCGAUCCGGACAUGCUCCCGACCAUGGCGCGGACCGGCAAGACCGUCAUCCUGAUGCACAUGCGCGGGACGCCAUCCACCAUGACCAGGCUAACCGACUACCCGAAUGGCGUCAUCCAAGACGUCGGGUCAGAACUCCUCGCGCGCGUCCGGGCCGCCGAAGAAGCGGGUGUCCGUCGGUGGCGCAUCAUCCUUGACCCGGGCCUCGGAUUCGCGAAAGGCCAGACACAGAACCUGACUCUGCUACGGGACAUGCCGAGGCUGAGGAACGAGAUCGAGGGCCUGGAGUACUUCCCCUGGCUGGUGGGGACCAGUCGCAAGGGCUACAUCGGGCGCAUCACGGGCGUGGAGAAGGCGAGCGAGCGGACCUGGGGCACGGCGGCGGCCGUGACGGCCAGCGUCGCCAGCGGAGCGGACAUCGUGCGAGUCCACGACGUGGCGGAAAUGAGUCAGGUUGUGAAGAUGGCUGAUGCGAUUUAUCGAGUUUGA
Molecule: messenger RNA, 1704 nt
Organism: Rasamsonia emersonii CBS 393.64
Lineage: Eukaryota; Fungi; Ascomycota; Eurotiomycetes; Eurotiales; Trichocomaceae
Product: Dihydropteroate synthase
Exons: 4
Coding region: 1-1704 (567 amino acids)
Biological process (GO): tetrahydrofolate biosynthetic process
Cellular component (GO): mitochondrial envelope
Molecular function (GO): dihydropteroate synthase activity; 2-amino-4-hydroxy-6-hydroxymethyldihydropteridine diphosphokinase activity
Source: RefSeq, a predicted model, not a curated record